AUGUCUGCAAAUGGCGACGAAGAAAUAAUAUCCGCAGAAGUCGAUGAGCCUCCUGAAUUACAACCAAACGAAUUUACAAAAGCUCCCAUUCGCCCUCAAAACGAUCGCGCGAUUUCCCUUCUUGCAAAAGGUUUGAAAAGCCCGGAAUCCGAGACACAAAAACCUGAUAUACAUAUUACCACCGACUUAAUGCGCCGCCGAUCCCUAAUGAGCACAGUAAGCUUAGCAUCGACUGCCGAACUUACAAGCGAUGGAGGCUUCACAAGUCCUGCUCGCACCAAUACACCCAGCCCACCAUUUCCAAAUACAUCAUAUUAUUCGAUGACUCGGAAACCAACAUAUCCUCCAUCUAAUUCAGUCGUACAUCAUGAAGCGGCUGAUCCAAUCAUUGCAGUUCACACGGAAAUUCUUAACGUUUCACCAAAAGCAGCACCAGUCGUACCUCUUGAGGCUGCUCCAAAGAAACGUUGUAUCAGUUUCGCUUGUGGUGCGCGAAAGGACCCCGCUCCUAAGACAGGGGUAGUUGCCGUCGCGAAACCCCUUGAGCCUGCAGCUCCCGCAGUUGAAGCUCCAAAACGCAAAUCUACCAUUAAAUUUGCUUGUCCUUCUAAGCCUACGGAAAAAUCUGUAGCGAACGUGGAACCCACUGAAAAGACAUCCUUGAAACUCGCUGUGCCAGAUACUCUACCGCGAAGACGCGUUCCAAGCCGAUCACCAUCUACUUCAAGAAAGCCUAGACCUGCUACCACAUCUUCUGCUCGCCCUCAUCGCGAAUCCACAGGAACCGUAAGACGUGCAUCGCAAAGUCCUGUUGCGAUAAGAUGUAAGCCCAAGUAUGUCAUUGCUGGCGAGAAAGAUUUACAAUCCGAGGCUGCUCGAUUUCACGAAUUCUGCAGUGAAGGUUUGGAGGAGGAUGAUUGGAUUCGCACAGAUGGCGAGAUUCCAAAAGCAAAAAUUACCAUCAAUGACACCCUCGCAAAGGAGAUUAGAAUUCGCAGACUCGGAUCGGAAGCCGAAGAAGAAGCUCUGGAGGAAGAAGAUGAUGAAGACUUUGACGAUGGGAACGACUCCGAUAAUGAAGAUGGCUCCGAUGAGGAUCAAGAUGAUUAUGAGGAUGAUGAGACUGAUCGUGUUUACUCUGAUGACGAUGCUACAGAUGGAAAUGAGACAGAUAACGAAGCUGGUUUCGCUGAUUCUGAUGACGAGGAUGAUACCGAAGGUGAUUUUAAUUUCUGGACACCAAAUAAAUUGGAACAAGCACGAUUUCCUAUUCCAAAUGCCGAAGCUAGCACUUACCGUGCUUCUGCAAACCGAACUGCUUCAGCAUCAUCAAUCGAAUCUCUUAACGGCACGGCCCCUAUAAGAGAAUUAUCUAGGGGCAAGCGAAGACCGAGAAAGCCUCGCAGCAUCAAGAUACGCCCAGGAACCCCAGAUCUCCCUGAUAGUACCGAUUUUGUUUGCGGAACACUUGAUGAAGAUCGUCCUCUCGAAGAUGCUUAUGUUUCUUGUAUGGAAGCGAGAAAAUAUGCCAGGCACAUCGCUACCCCUCAGGAUAUUGAUCCAUCUUUCCCAACCUCUGAUCCUGAGGAUGAAGAAGACGAAAUUGAUGAUGUUGCAAAGACAAUUGAGAGUGAUGAACAUGUUUGGAUGCAAGGAAAAUUUGAAGAUUCUGAUUCGGACCGCCGUCGUGCUAGGUCUCGUAGAUCUCCGGGCCAUUCUCCAAGAAAGUUACACUCUCCUCCACCAAAACAACGUCUUCGCUCUCCACCUCCGAAGCAACGUCUCCGAUCACCGCCACCUAAGAAACGUCUCCAGUCACCACCACCAAAGAAACGUCUUCAAUCACCUCCGUUACGCAAGUUGUUUGGGGAUGAAUCUCCAAACAGACCAUGUUCUCCACCACCGGCACGCGUCAUUGAUUCUCCUCCAGCUUCACCUUCCAUCACCGGAAGUCGAGCAAUCAAGUUUGCUCCUUUAGGAUCAAGACCAGGUUUGACUCAUACCAAGUCUCUUCCUCGAACUCCAAAUGCUUUCUGUCGUCAAUAUACUGCGAGUCGUAUUGCUGCAGCUAAUGAAAUCGCUGCAAAGGAUGAUGGUGAUGGACCAUUACGAGGAGCAAUUGAUAUUGUCAAAGGACUUGAGCAAAAGCGACAAAGACGAAAGGAGAAAUUUUAUCAAAAGCAUUGCGCCAAUCGUGCACGCAAAGGACAACCAGAGCGUAGACCACAACCUGGUAAAGGUGCAGAACGUAUGCGAGAGUUGGGAUUACUUAUGGCUGGCAAAACUGGCACUAAUGACCCAUAUAUGCUUUCUGCAUAG
Messenger RNA from Sclerotinia sclerotiorum 1980 UF-70, 2319 nucleotides. RefSeq lists its product as hypothetical. Lineage: Eukaryota; Fungi; Ascomycota; Leotiomycetes; Helotiales; Sclerotiniaceae. The record is from RefSeq and is a predicted model, not a curated record. Bases 1 to 2319 code for a protein of 772 amino acids. The transcript has a single exon.